Messenger RNA from Fulvia fulva, 1158 nucleotides. Its product is annotated as Pre-mRNA-splicing factor cwf23. Bases 1 to 1158 code for a protein of 385 amino acids. Gene Ontology annotation, cellular component: spliceosomal complex. NCBI's taxonomy places the organism in Eukaryota, Fungi, Ascomycota, Dothideomycetes, Mycosphaerellales, Mycosphaerellaceae. The record is from RefSeq and is a predicted model, not a curated record. Gene Ontology annotation, biological process: spliceosomal complex disassembly. The transcript has a single exon.
AUGGCGUCUGAUGGGGACCUGAAAGAUCACGCGCUGAAUAGCUCUCACGACUUCUACAGGCUGCUCGGAAUCGCAGUCUCCGCGAACAGCGCUGAGAUACGGACCGCAUACCGCAAAACUGCUCUAAAAUACCACCCCGACAAGGUAGCUUCCAACCAAGAAGCACUCGACAAAUUUCACCUGCUCCAAGUGGCCUACGACGUUCUAAGCGACGAAAAUGUGCGCGCCCUCUACGACAACGCGCGACGCGCUCGAGAGGAGAAAAAGCUGCGUGAAUCAGCGUACAGCGACAAGCGGCGACAGAUGAAAGACGAGCUUGAAGCACGAGAAAGAGCUGGUGUCGCAGGGCUGAAAAGGAAACGCGAAGACGCCCGUGAGGAGGAGGCGUUUCAACAAGAACUGAAGAGAUUAGCCGCGGAUGGUGCGCGCAGGAGGAAGGAGCGAGAGGAGAUGCUGAGGAAGGAGAUGGCGGAUGCUAUGGAGGAAGAGAGGAAGGAGCGCACGCCAGAACCACAGCCGACAGCUCCUACGAAGGUGGAAGAGACGGACAGAACGAUUAAAUUGCGGUAUCCGGCAGGCACGACUGACCUUGGACAGUCACAACUCACUUCACUUUUCGAGCGCUUUGGCAAGAUCGAGCACGUCCUGCUGCGGGAUAAGAAGAUCAAACCCGAGGGCGAAAAACACCGCAAGGACUAUACAAUUGCCAUAAUAGUCUACGAGAGCAUUGUAGCGGCGCACAAGGCUGUGACGGACUUUCCUCACUUGAUGAAGCAGGAGCCAGCAAUAUGGGGAAGGUUUGAAGACGUCAAUUGGCAAAGUGGGAAGGAGCCGGAUUGCAUACCGAAGCCGAAGAGGAAGGAGGAGAGCGCGUCGAGCACACCCCACUCCACACCCAAAACGAAGGGCUACGCCACGGGUGACGCGCCGUCAACACCAGCAGCGAGAUUCAAAACUGAACACGGACUGAAAAAGGUUCCAAGCUUCGGCAGCUUCAAGGGCACGCCAAAGGCUGCAACAGGCACACCAACCUCAGGAUUAGACGCUGAGGACGCCAUGAUGAUACGUCUAAAGCAGGCUGCCGAGCGCAAAAGAUUGGCGGAAGAAAUCAAGCGACAGGAGGCUGAAGAAGAGGCAGCGCUCGAGCAGAAAUCGUAA